AUGGAGACGGGCGCGUCGUCGGGGACGGGGAGCUUUCCGGCCGAAGACGGUGAGAUUUGGGUGCCCGUGCUGUCCGAUCCUCUGGAUGGGGGCUCGAAUUCGCCGACCCAGGCGGAGAUUGAAGUCUAUUCAGCAUAUCUGGAUUAUGACGCCAUGGACUUCCAAGCAGUCUUAGAAGGACCCCAAGAUGAACACGAUAUUGGAAAAUUGUUUGGAGGUGCAAUGUUUACUUCUUGCUGUACAUUCCAAACUUUGUUACAUAAGCAAGCAAGUUUUAUCCGUGGUUUCCACUUUGAAACCAAUAUUGAAUGUGAACUUUAUUCACCAACUAGUGAUCAUGGCAUGAUACAAACACUUGCGCCUGCGUCACCAGAAACCAAGGAGAUAAGGGGGAGGAGGAUAUCUGCGCCGGCCACGGCGCUUCCUGAGAAAGAGGAGGCCCCUGUCACCAUGGCCCUCGGAGGAGGAGGAGAGGAGGACAAGAAGAGAAAGGGAGGAGGGAAAGGGCACCCGCUGCCUUGUCACCGGAGAAGCAUGAGGCUUGCGCUCGCCGCCACGCCACUGGAGAUGGGGGCUUGUGCUACCUUCAUAGUAGACCUGCUAGAUUACAUGCCGAAAAGUGGUUGGAGGCACCGAAGUCGCGUGAGAAGUGCACGCAAGAGAGGAAUAUGGUCGUUAAACACGGAACAAACUUUCCUUCUGCCUAACCAUUUAGGGAAUGCGACAUGCUUUCAGGACAUGAGCUCUACAUGUAAAGGCAAAAAAUGUGGGCACAGAAAAAACAAUGACCACUGGACAUACGAAGAGAUGAAAAAACUAGUGGAUGCUCUGUAUAUAUCUGGGGUUGGAAAUUGGACGAAGUUGAAACAUGAGAACUUUUCAACAUCAGUUCGAACAGCAAUGAAUCUUAAGGAUAAAUGGAGAAAUCUUAAGAAAGCCUACACGGUCAGGCCUACUUCUAAAAAGAAUGUUGUAUACGAUAAGUUUUUUGAACUCAAUAUGGAACACCACUGA
Messenger RNA from Triticum turgidum subsp. durum (durum wheat), 1014 nucleotides. The record is from the annotation of a GenBank genome assembly. NCBI's taxonomy places the organism in Eukaryota, Viridiplantae, Streptophyta, Magnoliopsida, Poales, Poaceae.